UUUACAUGCCCUUGAGACAGGACAGAUACCAUGGUCAGUUAUCUUCCUAUUCUCGCCUGUUGGAGGUAUAGGCAGUGAUUCAUGUAUGAUUAACUGUACGAUUCCUCUCAAAAGCACAAAAAAGGAAUUUUUCGUUACUCAUUUAGCAACAAAUAUUUGUGGUAACGUGGCAGUAAACUGGUUUUGAGUUGGCUGUGCUACUUCGAAACUUGACGAGUCGUAUACAUGUUCAUACUUCCUGCCCUUUCUUCAAAUUUUUUAUCGUCAGAAAACAAUACUAGGAGUGGAAUUCUGUUUUACAUAUCAACAGCAUGUUUAACUCUCGGUUCGCCAAGCUUCGGUUUAAGCUAUUCUGUAAUUAUGUUGUGAUCAGUUUCAUCUUUGGAAAUUUUUAUGGCUCCGGUUAGUGCAUCAUACGACUAAAGGAUUUCACUUCCUAUUUCAACUCAAAAUUCCACUACUUGGAUAGCGACAAAGUCUAUUAGCACAGAUACCUACGAACCUAUACUUCAACUUAAGUGCUGGACCGGACAAUACAAAACUUUAUAACAUUAUUUAGUCAAGGAGAAUGAACUAACAAUCACAGAACUCUCACUCAAGAUCCUAUUUCGACAUCGUGAUAUAAACAACUUUUGUUACCGGAGGUUCAGUUAUAUUAUAUAUAAAACAUGAGUGAAAGCGUUACCUCAUCUGAAGAAUUUGGAUAUCCGCGCUUGUCUCUCUUUCAAAAAUCAGAACAAGAAGGUUUAAAUCAGUGCACUGAAACUCUAAAGAGUCGCAGACCAAACACUUUAGCACUUGAGAAUUGUGAUAAAAACCAUAAAACACACUCAAAACGACCUACUGUUUUAGAUGUUUGUGAUUCGUCUACAAAAGCUGUUUGCGAUACGAGUGCUUGCUCUGCAUCAGUUAUUUCGGCGUCAUUAUCCGCAAGUCCAAUCAGAAGACCUAGUUUUCUGCCAAUACCUUCACAAGGAAGUAACGCUUCAGGUUUUCAAAAGCCUCAUGGCGGAUUUAUGUCAGGAAAUAGUAGGAGGACUACACCUACAGUUAGGGUCCCAUCUGAUCUUAUACAACCUGAUUCUAUGGGAAUGCUUCCCAAAAAAAAUGAUACACGGUUACUGAGAUGUCAUACCUGUCGAACUUUCGUAAGACAUCGACCAAGUAAAUGUCGCUACAUGUCUACCAAACAUUUUUUAGCAUGGUCGUGGAAUAAUACACAAUUACACAGUGUAUUUUGUUUUGAUAACUUCCGUGUCAUCCGUAAGAGAAUAUACUGUCCUUAUCGUUCUACUUGUAACCAACAUAAAAGACGUGUAUAUAAUCGUCCAUCACAUAUCCUUGGUGGUUCUGGCUACCUUUCACAUUCAAAAAGAUUUUCUAGUUUACUGUCUGUUAGCAGAUGUUUUUCCCAUACCCUGACCAAGUAUAUGGAUUUUAACUUUUCGGAUAUUGGAACGAGUUCCACUCGUUUGUGCCCAACACUUUAUAGGAGAAUCAGUAACUUUGUUGGUACUAUGCAUUCCGGAAAAUCCAAUGAAACCGUUGAAAGUCCAGUUUUUAAUUCAAUGAACUCGUCCGAAGUAAAUGACACACUGAUAAAAUCCAGUAAAAACCUCAGCGAGCCUACUCAUAAACUAUAUGAUAAGAAAAUUACCCCACCCAAUACCGUAUAUAAGGAUGAAAAUGUACAAACCAUAAAUAUUAAUAUUGAUGAUGCAGACUACUUCUUUCAACAGCGGAUCGAUCAUUUGCUAACAAAUACUGGUUUUGUCGAGAACUGGCAGGACAGCAAACAGUUUUACACUUCCAAAAAGCUGCAACAAAUUCAACCUCACGGAGAUAUUUGGCCUCCUCUGGUCAUAAAUUCCCAUCCAGAGUUGGUUCUUCAAUAUAAUCCUCCAAUCGGACUACUAGCGUCACUCCUUGAAAAUAAAAAUAGACAGUCUGACUGUUCAUGUGUUAAGAAUGUCAACGGAUUAACCAUUGGUUCAGAGAAAGGUUCUUUAUGUUCAGUGGCCAUGAAACCAGUAACACAAUCUGAUUACUUGUCUGAGUCGGAGCAUGUACUUCCUGGCAUAACGAUAGCUCUCACUCGAAAUCUCCAUAUUCAUGUUCAUCCAACUGAUUUAACUUGCUGUUUAAAUAAAUCUGCUUGGUGUUUUUCAUCAAGUGGUUUUUAUCAGUUUGGGCAAGAAGAGAUUGUCAUUCUGUUACGUAGGCGUUCCGAUGAAAAACUACCACCAUUGGAGAUAUUUUAUCAAUACUGGCUUAUAUAUCAAGCUUUGGUAACUUACGCUGAGAAACAAGUUAAAAGCAAUGUAGAUUUUGAAUCAUUCAACUCUCAAACAUAUAAUAAACCUUUCGGUUCAGCACCAUUUCGUUCACAUGAUUGUUUUUUUGAAAAAGUUUACUUUUCGAAUGAUCGUUGUCUUAGUUCAUCCUAUACUGAUUCAUAUCUGGCGAGUGGUUACUCUUGGCUAAAUUCCAAAUCUUUAACAAGUUAUAAUAAUGGAAAUAGUAAUCCAUAUGGCUUCAUAUUUUUCCAUCCAACCCACCAAUGUUUAUUAGGCUUACGUCUUCCAAACCCACCGUUUUUAAUCGCUCUGCUGGUACAUAUACAAGAAGCACCUUGGGCAUAUCGUCUGCCGAGUAGAAUCCUAUUAAAUCUAGGCAAAAUGUCACAUUAUUAUCCAACUACUUUGCUAUCUGAUCGUGAUCGCAAAAUUUUAUUUAAUUGUAAAUUAGACGGAGAAAGCUUCUUACAACUAUUCACAAAUAUAAGACCAUUUAUCUAUCCAGAUUUCAUGACAUUUACGCCUAAACAAAAAUGUAUCCCGUUACCGGAAUUGUUAUUUCGUAUAAGUGGAUUUUAUGCACACUUGAAUGUAGUUAAAAAUGAAUUGGAUAAAAAUACUACUAUGCAUAGUAAUAGUGUCGAAGAUAUAAUUGUGGAACUUCUAAUACCCAUGUCUUCACUUGCUUCUGUGGCUAGAUUUUUAGACUCAACUUCUAUGGAGUCAAUGUCAUUUGCCCUAUCGGCCGACUGUAACCCAAUGUCUGAUUCCCACUUAGUUUGUUCUCAGUCAAAAACGCUACACACAGAGUCUAAGAACAACUUAUGCCAUAAUAGGUUAAUUUGUCCCAACGUUUCCAAUUCACAAACAGUUUCAAAUGCAAAUUAUUUUAGCGAUCAAAAUUUUUCUGAUACUUUCGAUACUGAGGCCAUUUCAAUUGAAAAUACAAAACUCAAGAUAACUGGUGUGAGCUUUGUCGCCUUUUCUGGUCAUGCCACAUAUUGCAAUGCAAUAAUCGUCGAGGAUGGGAUAUAUGUUUCUUUAACAAAUUUAAAAUUUUAUCAGCUAGUCAACAGUUUAAAGACUGGUUCUGAUCUAUCCAUUCCUAUACUACCUAGUUUUAACAGCCAACCGUCUACCCUAGUAGAACACAUCGAUGAUGAUUUAGGAGAUUAUAUCGGGAAUCCAGGAAUAUUUAAUAGAAACGUUGCCUCAUCUGUGCACAUAAAGUGGUUUAAAGUUUUUGAUUCAUUUUUAUCAAGUGCUUCAUUUAGCAAUACUGAUGCUUUUUCGUGUUGCACUAAUUCUGUUGGCAUAUGGGACUUCGAACCCAUUACUACAUUCUUAGUGCCAGUUCAUUACCAACUAUGGCACUGGAUACGUCUAAAUGAAAGUAUUAUUUCAAGCAGUGAAAGUCGGUCAAGUUUCUUACCUACUACGAGACCAAGUGAUUCACCUGUUUUACGAUUGGCAUGGAUUCGAUUCCAUAUAUUAAAUGUUGAUCAAUUGGAAAUUAUUAAUACAUCAUCGAGUAAAACAAUGACUUUUGGACAUUUAUCUAAUGAAAUAGCUGAAUGUGUAGUCAAAGCUCUUCAACCCUACCUCGGUCAUCUCCUUAACAAGAAUCGUACACAGAUUACCUUACGCAUUCUGUUGCAACCACCAGAUCACGUUGGUUAUCGUAUGGGUGCCUCAUGUCAGGAGGUAUAUACACAACGCAAUCAACUGCAAACAUCAAAUGAUCUAGAAGAUUCCAGUUGUGAGAAUAGUGACGAAAUGUAUGCUGAUGCAUUAGACGAUAUAUUAUUGCCCGUUUUAUCUUCAUGGGCUAAUUGCUUAAAAGUUGUCAAUCCAAUUAGAAAGACAGAACAACGUUCUACAGGUACUUCUAACUCUUGUUAUUAUCUUGAUGAAAUAAUUCAGAUGGAGUUUGAUUUUUGUAUUUUAAAUUAAAUUUAUCUUAGCAUGGAAAAGAAUAUUAGACAUACAUUUUUAUUGAACAUUAAAAAGCAGCCUGUUCCCAGCAAUUUGAAUCCCUAAUUUUCAUCGUUUGCCCCAUUUCCUUGUUAUUUUUUGUCUAGCUUAUUCCUCGAUCAGAUAUUCUUGACAGUUUACGUCGUUAGGAAAAUGACAAACUGUAUAAUCAUAGCACAAUUACUAUUCACCUGAAUCUGUGUUCUUAUUUUCCCUUUUAUGUGUACAUGAUGAUUCACUUGUUGUAUCUGUAGUUCCUGUAGUAUGUGAUUAUUAACUAAUUUUGACAAUAAUUUCUGUGAAAUGGAAGUUCAUUAAGAAGUCUUUUCAGGCGGACUUGUUCGUUUCAUAAAAGGAUGAAUCGCCUUGCUUUCUUCGAAGAAAAUUUUCUCAAUUGAGAAACAGCCUUUAUUUUUACUGAAAUAGAUUCGUAGUCCAAUAUCAAGAACA
This is a messenger RNA of Schistosoma turkestanicum, 4721 nucleotides long. NCBI's taxonomy places the organism in Eukaryota, Metazoa, Platyhelminthes, Trematoda, Strigeidida, Schistosomatidae. The record is from the annotation of a GenBank genome assembly.